ACAGUGCGAGUACAGCAGACCACGGUACAAGAGCUACCGGUACUUGGCUAACCUUACCGUGCAGUUGUGAUGUUGCUAAGGCACCGAACCCAGUAAAAGAUCAGCGGUUGAAUAUUUACGCACGUCGAUAGUACCGUAAGGCCUGGCCUCUUGAACCCGCCUCACACAACUCAUCACGUGUCUCACGGCCUUCUGACCUUUCCCCUUCAACUCAGUUCCUCCGACCUUCGUUGCUCUCCAUCCUCAUCACCUUUUCAAGCUCAACAAACCUUGCUUUUACGCAAAAAGAGGAAGGAAAAGAAAAAGAUGUCUCACACCCAUGACCACUCUGGCGGGCACACCCAUUCUCACGAUCAUGCCAAUGCCCAUGGCCACGAGCACGAGAUUCUUGAUGGCCCGGGCUCCUACCUGGCUCGUGAACUCCCUAUCGUUGAAGGCAGGAAUUGGGAAGACCGUGCUUUUACAAUUGGUAUUGGCGGGUAGGCUUUCAACAAAAUCUCCCCAGUCCCACAUCAGCAACUAAUCCGAACGGCCCCACCAUCAGGCCUGUUGGCUCCGGAAAAACCGCUUUGAUGCUGCAGCUUUGCAAGAAUCUUAGGGAUAAUUAUUCAAUUGCUGCUGUUACUAACGACAUUUUUACCAAGUACCCUCACCUCUUUUCCCUCCAACACUGUACCUAGGAUCUGAUUUGUUUUCGGCCAGGGAGGAUCAGGAGUUCCUUGUUAAAAACGAGGCUCUUGAAGCAAAGCGUAUCCGUGCCAUUGAGACUGGGGGUUGCCCUCACGCCGCCGGUACUGUUACUUCUUUUCUAAAAGCUGCCAGGCUAGGUUAAGCUAAAGGGUUGAGUAGUUCGUGAGGACAUCUCGCAGAACCUUCAUGCGUUGGAGGAUCUCCAUCGCGAAUUCGAUACCCAGCUUUUGUUGAUUGAGAGCGGUGGUGACAACCUGGCAGCAAACUAUUCCCGUGAACUUGCCGACUACAUUAUCUAUGUUGUAUGAUUUCCCCUGCGUCACCCCACCUUCCUAUAUCGGAGAGUUGCGGUUUAUACUUUUUGGUUGAUUAGAUUGACGUCUCCGGAGGCGACAAAAUCCCCCGCAAGGGUGGGCCAGGCAUUACUCAAUCGGAUCUCCUAAUCGUUAAUAAGACCGAUCUUGCAGAAAUCAUUGGGGCGGAUUUGGAUGUCAUGGAUCGUGAUUCUCGUAGGAUGCGGUUUGUGCCAUCUUCAUCUCCCCUGACUUGGAAGAGCCGCUUAAAGCGAUCCUAACCUAUAAUGAUGAUUUAGAGAGGGCGGGCCCACUAUCUUCGCUCAAGUGAAGAAUGGUGUCGGUGUAGAAGCCAUCGUUUCCAUGAUUCUCUCGGCUUGGAGAGCGAGCGGAGCUAGCGGUCCUAGGGUUAAAUAGCUUUGACACCGGUCCAGCGCAGUGCUGGUAUUUCGCAUGGGGAGACACUUGUCUAUGAUACCUGCAAUUAGUUAUAUCAUACGGGCGAGUCUAGUUCUAGAGAAUAAACGAUUUCCCG
Messenger RNA from Tuber aestivum (summer truffle), 1518 nucleotides. Lineage: Eukaryota; Fungi; Ascomycota; Pezizomycetes; Pezizales; Tuberaceae. The record is from the annotation of a GenBank genome assembly.